Pecten maximus is the source of this 7703-nucleotide messenger RNA. Its product is annotated as rab-3A-interacting protein-like. Gene Ontology annotation, biological process: exocytosis. The transcript has 11 exons. Lineage: Eukaryota; Metazoa; Mollusca; Bivalvia; Pectinida; Pectinidae. Gene Ontology annotation, molecular function: guanyl-nucleotide exchange factor activity. The record is from RefSeq and is a predicted model, not a curated record. Bases 197 to 1630 code for a protein of 477 amino acids. Gene Ontology annotation, cellular component: Golgi to plasma membrane transport vesicle.
ACCAAUAUGGAAGACAGCGUUACGACAGGUGUCAGCUGAGACUUGAGUGUGAAAACAAAACUUUUUGGAAGUGGUGUAGUUUUAUGUCCGCUGUCUGUUGCAUGGGUUUAAGCAUUGGUUUCAAAAGGAGUAUACAAAUCCCAACAUGGAAGUGAAUUUCUGACUGGACCAGUUAUAAUGCUUAUAGUUUUGUAAAAUGAUGGACACCGGUCAAUUGGUACUUAAAGACCCUCCAAAGAGAGCACCUUCUCUUGGGAGCCCCACUCACACUGCAGUGACUUUGACCCAUGUCAGUAACAUCAACGGCAUCUCACCACCUCCAGCACAUCCUCGUUACAGCGACCGUGCACCAGACUCAACAAUGUUUCCAAUAACAGCUGUGAUACCAACAGAACCUAAAAAAAUGGUGACUAUCAACAAUAACAAUACAGAAACUGGUGUAAAAAGUGAAUUUCUCCCACAAAUCUCCAAACCUCCAUGUCCUCAGGGAGAUCCACCCACCGCCCUGGGUGGUCAUGUUACAACCAAUGGCAUUGCUGGACAGAGUCAAAGGCCUGACAAUGAGACCAGCUACAUCAACAGUGACACGACCGAGCUGAGACAGGCCAACGUGCGCGCUCGUGGGGAGCUGCGACAUGCCAUGUCCGAGAUCCUUCCCAAUGAGCCUGUACGAAGGCGCAGUCAGACAAUGGCCAAUGCGAAAGAACAUGCCUUCUCUCGUUUACAAGAGGAACUACAGAAGGCCCAGGAAGAACUGAAAUUGAGGGAUGAGGAAUGUGAGAAGCUUCUGAAGGUGAGAGACCAGAUGGGUGAAGAGCUGGAAGAACUCACUGCUUGUCUAUUUGAGGAAGCAAACAAUAUGGUUCAAGAAGCCAAUUUAAAACGGAUGCAUUCUGAGAAACUGCUGAAAGAGGCUACAGAAAAGAUCGAGGUACUGGAGGCAGAGGUUGUGGCCCUGAAACAGCUUGUCCUAACAUCAACACCAAGCUCCCCGAACAAACACUUGCACCCCCAGAUAGACACGGUCAAACCGGAGGCUGCUAAGAAGGAAAAGGAGAAGACUAUCAAACCAUUUUGGAAGACACAUCGGCGGUCCACCAGUCACCAUGAAUUUACUCGUGAAGCCAGACAGGAAGUUCAGGCCCAGCAGGAGGCCAAAAAUGACCGCUGUAGUGAUAUUGAUCCUGUAUUCUUUGAGGAGUUUGUCAUGUGGAGGAAGAAACCACGCCUGUCCAAGGACACAGGCUUCCUAUCAAGGAUGUACUCGGAGGACAUCAGCCCCUGUCUCAACUUCACUAAUAAACAGUUGUCCGAAAAAGUGAAAGACUGUGUGGAAAACAAUACACUGACGAUCGAACCCAUUCCAGGUGACAGCUCCUACCCAAGGAGAUGUUGUCUAACAGAAAACAACAGGCUGUGUAACUACAAAAUCAAACUGGGAGAAGAUAUCAUCUGGUACUCCAUAUCUCAGCUGUGUCGAAAUAGGAUUGCCUCUGUUUGUGAUUUUUAUACCUACAUCAGAUAUAUACAUCAAGGACUCGUUAAAAGUGAAGAUAAAGAAGCAUUUUAUGAAAUUUCACGACUACGGAAGCAGAUGGCCCUUGCACGGCUGGGCUACUCAAGAUCCUAGUCCUGAUUUUUAUAUAGCAGUUGAUACUUGCCAGUCAUUUACGGAUGUGUGUUUGUGCUUAUAAAAGUAAAACUUUUAGAGUGAGUGGUUAUAACUAGUGGACAACAUUGCUCUUAUAGAAUUCAAUAGAUUUUAAGUAUGUAUUCCUGUUCUAGAUUGGGAUGAAUGUCAUUAGAAACAAUUUGGACUACAGGACAUGUCUCUUAUAACGGAUUACAGGACAUGUCUCUUAUAACGGACUACAGGACAUGUCUCUUAUAACGGACUACAGGGCCAUGUCUCUUCUAAUGAUUUUACACAAAAUUUUCCCUAUUGCAUGUAUUAGGGGAGAUAACUCUGAUUUCUACAUCUAAAUAUUGGCUGUAAAACUCAAGUCCCUCUACCAUCACAUUUAAAGUUCCUGAUACAGCAGAUCAAUUCUCAUAUUUUAUCGGUCACAAUCUACAGUUGUUAUUUGAUACAUUAGUUUUUGAACCAGUUUUAUUAUUUUUGAUUGUGUGUAUGUUAGACAUGUAUAUGAGUGUGUUAGAGUAGUCGGCAGAAUUAUUUAAACUUGUGAGAAAUAUAUUAUUAAUCAGAAUUUAGUCUGGAUAUGCAGUGCUAUAAAUUCCAGGAUUUUAAAUCAGCUCCCAUUUGUUUGUACAAAUGUGUGUAGUUAAAGGGAGAUGAUUUGUAAAUACAUGUUGUACAUAUACUUUUAGAUUUUCUAUAUUGGUGUGUGAGGUCUGUGAUGGACAUGUUUGUAGUUUAACUGUAGACUACAAACACCAGAGGUAUCAAAAUACCACUUCAUGUUUAUAUAAUGAUAGAAAUCUGUCUCUAAAUCAAAAUACUGUGUAGCAGAUGUCAAAAGCUGUAAAAGAACCUUGAUUUGUCUGAAAAAUAGAAUAACCAUUUAUAACUGAAUUAUGUUUAUAGAAUUUCAUUGUAUCACAGGUGAAGAAUCCUAUAAAACACUGUAAUUUCCUGUGUAUUGCCCCCGGACUAUACAAUUUAAAACAUAAAAAAUGUCUUCUUUGGGCUUUCUGUUGAAGUGGGCUACCUGUUAAAAUGUUUUCCAAAAACCUUAAAAACUGUGGUCUAUAACAUACUUGUCAAAUCCAAAUGUUUGUGUUUCCCUAUCAGGUGCCAACAUUGCUGCAUGUUCACAUGCAAAAUAGGAAUGGUACAUUUACCUUUAUAUGAAUAUAUCGAGUUGAAAUAACUGUCAAGUAUAUCUAGAGAUAUGUUAUUAACACUGUUCACAUGUCAAACCAAUACAGGUUAACUGCGAGAGCUAAACACGUAUAGUGUGGAAUUUCUGUCAUAGUGAGAACUCGAUUAUGUAGCGAUAGCUCGCGGGCAGUACACUGGAGCUAUAUACAUGUAUAUGCAGACUUUAAAGUAUAAAACCAUUAUGUCGGCUUGUGAGGGCUAUCUUAUGGAGCAGACAAUGCACGGGAAAUUAUGGUAUUUAUAGGUAUUAUUGCUUGCUGAUACAACUAUUGAUGUGUGCCAUUAAACAUUAAUAGAAAUUUUCUUGAAAUUCUGUGAUUUUAAAGUUUCUCAUAGAAUAAUCUACUAUGUUAUAUUAUUGUCGGUAAUUGACCACUUUUUCACUAGAUUCUAUGGGUGUGAGUUUGAUACUGCCUCCCGUGUCUGUGUGACAGAUAUGUAGGUUUCUAUAGAGAUGAAAUACUCAUGCAUGUCAUGUACAGAGUAUUUGUUGAAGUGUACAUACAAACAUUUAUAUCGAUAUAUGUAUAUGUGUUGACAUUUUUAACCUCCAGUGUUUUUAAAGUAACAUUUUCUGCAUACUUCAAACUUUACAGAAAUGAAUUUUAUGAAUUAGUUUCCACUGCCAAUAGACAAAUCUUUUGAAUGAGAAUUUUUUUUUUAAGUAACUAUAUCCUGAAGGGGUCACGCCUGGUCUGAAGUUAUACUCCACCAACACCCAAAAUGUCAGCUUAAUGGCUGUAAGUUAUCAGGUAGCUACUAUCAAAUUGCACUCAUCAAGCACUGGAAAAUAUCAGCUUAAUUGGUUAGCUGACUAAACAGUAAUUUGUCUAAAUGAAUCGAUGUUACAGGUUACCAUAACAACAUGAAGUAGGCCCUUGGUUUUUCUUUUACCAGUAGUAUUUAUAAUUCAUUUCUAUUGGAAAUGUGUAGCUUUCAUUGAUAGAUUUUAUUUAAUAUUAAUGGCAUUUUGAUUUAGGAUCAGUCUUCGAAAUUCUUCUAACUGCACCAUAUUUCAGAAGCAUUAAAUGUUCCUUAAACUUCAGAAAAACAUGGUCAAAUGGUUCCUUGUUUGCUUAUAUUAACUGACCUCCUUAUGAAACUCCACCUGUAAGUUACACAUGUAUAUAAGUCACAAAAUCUUUUUAUCUUAACUGACAUGACAGGUCUAUAAAUUUGUAUAUUUUGUAAUUAGAAUCGUUUAUUUGAUAUAAUCUUCAUAUAUAAUCAAAUCACAUGUAUGGCCCACUGAUGCAAUGAGUUUGAAAUAGUGACUACAAAGUGCAAUAUUUGUCCAGCUGUAUAGUUCUGGUGUUGACCGUAUUAACAGGAUUUGUUCAGGAGGUGACCACCAUAGGUAUGAAAUCAUACACACAAGCUCUUCAUCUUUAUAGAUGCAUUAAAUAAAUAGAUGCAUUAAAGAAACGUUUGACUGCAGGUUCAGUUACAAGAGGAACAUUCAAAGCCCCAUCAAUAACUCCAUCAUUCUUCCAUCUCAGAACUUCCAUUUGUAUGGUGCCAUAUACACAUGUAUGAUAUAUAGACAGAAUCUAUAAGAUAGAAAUCAUAAUAAGCAGAUAGGCGAUUAAUUGACAUUAAACCUUAAACUGUGUGAACAUUUUGAACAUAAUAACUAAUUGACAUAAUAUGUUUUAUAACCUUUGAAAUACUGCUUUGCAUUUUAUGUUUUUGGCAGUAGGAUGAGAAUAGAACUGGAAAGAGAGAAAAAAAAUCAACAGAAACACCUGUUUAUUGAUAAGCAAUUGACAAAAGUUUGGAGAUUAUAAUUACUGACAAAACAGGAAAUUUUUGAAUUACUGACAAAAGUUCGUGUUAAGAUUAUUACUGACAAGAGUUCAUGUUUGGAGAUUAUUACUGACAAAAGUUCCUGUUUGGAGAUUAUUACUGACAAAAGUUCCUGUUUGGAGAUUAUUACUGACAAAAGUUCCUGUUUGGAGAUUAUUACUGACAAAAGUUCGUGUUAAGAUUAUUACUGACAAAAGUUCCUGUUUGGAGAUUAUUACUGACAAAAGUUCCUGUUUGUGCGUAAUUUCCACUCCCACUAGAAAUGCAGCAUUUGAUUCACGUUCAGACAGAAGAAGCUAUUCAGAUGACAUGAUAAUUUACAGUAGACACAUCAUGUUUAAUUACAUGGCACAGUCAUAAUAUUUAUAAUUCCUCACCAGGUUAUUACCUCAUUUAAAAAUUAUCUUAUUUACAAAUAUUUUGUUUAGAUAAUCAAAUGGACUGUUAAGUGUUUAUUUAUAAAUUGUAACAUUUCUGAAACAUGUUGCAUGAAACAUGUCACUUAAAGAAAAAAAAGGUGGCCCUGUGUAAAAACCUCAAGAAGAAUUUGAGUUUUGAAUUCAUGUUGUGUUACAAGUUAGCAUUAUUUUGUACGGGUAGACAAACUUUCUCCUCAUAGGAAUUCAGGAUUUGCUGAUCAUCUUUAUUCCACGAUAUAGAAACCUAUUCAGUGUUACGGCUGCACAGCUGAAUUUCAUGACAGUUUUCAGAUAUUGGAUUAGUGUGAUAAAUUUAGAUAACAAAGAUUAUUAUUUAAAAGUGUGCCAAAACACCCAUAGCUCCUCUAUUACAAAAUAUAUACAAACUACAAAUUGUUAUUUUAUUAAAGACGUUGAGUUGUGCCAUUUUAAAAUAAAACAUAAAUAAUGACAUUGUUCUGAAGAGGCCUGUAAUUUGAUAUGUUGAUGUUUUAUGUAUUAUGUAGAAGUUUCUAUUUUUAAGUUUGAGAUAGCAGAGUUGUUGUUAGAUAUCCAGAAUAUCCUGACAAGCAGAGUUGUUGUUAGAUAUCCAGAAUAUCCUGACAUUAGGUUGUGCUGUAACCUACAGAUAAACAGUAUUGAGACACAUAUUGAAUGGUUACUGUUAUACACCAGAAUUUAUUUAUUGAUUGUUACAGCUAAUCGUGUAAUGUACUAUAUGGAGAUCAUUGUCGAUGUCACAUACCAAACCCAUCUACUACAACCUAACAUAGUAAGGUAUCUCAAUGUAAUUACUAACAACCGGCUGAUUCUCCCCCUCCCAAAUAGGACAGAAUUUACACUUUACCAGUAGCAUGGAUACGGUGGCACUUUGCUCUGUGUAUGGUUAAGGGGUGUGGAUUAUAAGUAUGAAAAUGGGGUGACAGCCUUGAUUGUAGGUAUAGGGUAGGGUGUUGUUGUUGAUAUGUAUUUCCUUCACAUUCCCUAUUACAGGUUGUUAAGUGAUGUUACAUUUACUUUAUACUUCUCUGAGUUGUUUCCUGAUCUUUCUCCAUUUUGGUAAGAACCAUAUCUGCAUUUGUCCCUGUGUCUGUUAGAGGUGGGGACUCUCGAGUUUGGUACAUUUGUCCCUAUAUCUGUUAGAGGUAGGGACUCUCGAGUUUGGUACAUUUGUCCCUGUGUCUGUUAGAGGUGGGGACUCUUGAGUUUGGUACAUUUGUCCCUGUGUCUGUUAGGGGUGGGGACUCUUGAGUUUGGUACAUUUGUCCCUGUGUCUGUUAGGGGUGGGGACUCUUGAGUUUGGUACAUUUGUCCCUGUAUCUGUUAGAGGUGGGGACUCUCGAGUUUGGUACAUUUGUCCAUGUGUCUGUUAGAGGUGGGGACUCUUGAGUUUGGUACAUUUGUCCCUGUGUCUGUUAGAGGUAGGGACUCUCGAGUUUGGUACAUUUGUCCCUGUGUCUGUUAGGGGUGGGGACUCUUGAGUUUGAUACAUUUGUCCCUAUAUCUGUUAGAGGUAGGGACUCUCGAGUUUGGUACAUUUGUCCAUGUGUGUGUUAGAGGUGGGGACUCUUGAGUUUGAUACAUUUGUCCCUGUGUCUGUUAGAGGUGGGGACUCUCGAGUUUGGUACAUUUGUCCCUGUAUCUGUUAGGUGUGGGGACUCUCGAGUUUGGUACAUUUGUCCCUGUGUCUGUUAGAGGUAGGGACUCUCGAGUUUGGUACAUUUGUCCCUGUAUCUGUUAGAGGUAGGGACUCUCGAGUUUGGUACAUUUGUCCCUGUGUCUGUUAGGGGUGGGGACUCUUGAGUUUGAUACAUUUGUCCCUGUGUCUGUUAGAGGUGGGGACUCUCGAGUUUGGUACAUUUGUCCCUGUAUCUGUUAGAGGUAGGGACUCUUGAGUUUGGUACAUUUGUCCCUGUGUCUGUUAGAGGUAGGGACUCUCAAGUUUGGUACAUUUGUCCCUGUAUCUGUUAGGGGUGGGGACUCUCGAGUUUGGUACAUUUGUCCCUGUGUCUGUUAGAGGUGGGGGACUCUUGAGUUUGGUACAUUUGUCCCUGUGUCUGUUAGAGGUAGGGACUCUUGAGUUUGGUACAUUUGUCCCUAUAUCUGUUAGAGGUAGGGACUCUUGAGUUUAGUACAUUUGUCCCUGUGUCUGUUAGAGGUAGGGACUCUCGAGUUUGGUACAUUUGUCCCUGUAUCUGUUAGGGGUGGGGACUCUCGAGUUUGGUACAUUUGUCCCUGUAUCUGUUAGAGGUGGGGACUCUUGAGUUUGGUACAUUUGUCCCUGUGUGUGUUAGGGGUGGGGACUCUUGAGUUUGGUACAUUUGUCCCUGUGUGUGUUAGAGGUGGGGACUCUCGAGUUUGGUACAUUUGUCACCGUUUCUGUUAGGGGUUGGGGCUCGACUUUGGUAAGACCUGUAUCUACAUUUGUCCCUGUGUCGAUCUGCAGUCAAAAUGAACUAUUCUUGAUUAAAGUGUUUUUGAACACUGUUACAUUGACUGCUCUACGUCCAGACAUGUCUAAGUAAUGUUUAAUUGUGUGUAAAUAUUCAUUUGUGUUAUUUUGUCAUUUAUCAUAGUUGUACGUUAUCAUUAUUUGUAAAAUAUUGAAUUUAUCAAAUAAAUUUUACAAGUAA